This is a messenger RNA of Henningerozyma blattae CBS 6284, 627 nucleotides long. RefSeq lists its product as uncharacterized. The transcript has a single exon. The record is from RefSeq and is a predicted model, not a curated record. NCBI's taxonomy places the organism in Eukaryota, Fungi, Ascomycota, Saccharomycetes, Saccharomycetales, Saccharomycetaceae. Bases 1 to 627 code for a protein of 208 amino acids.
AUGAUUUUCAACUUAAACAAUAGUAAUAAUAUUUCAAAUAAUAAAGCUAAUAUGUCUAAUAAUGCUUCAAUGAUCAAUAAUUCGAAUGUGAACAAUUCUAUAGAGAUGCAGAUGCGGUUGCAGAUGCAAAUACAGAUGCAAAGACAAAGGCAGAAUUAUAAUAAUAAUAUAUUUGGUGAGCAUGCCAUUGAAGAAGCCUUUAAUACUGCAUUAAAAAGAUCAGUAAGACAUUUCGACAAUGAUACUGAAGAAAAUGAAGAAUACCAUAAUACUAAUAAGCGAAUCAGAAAGAGUAACCCUACUCCUGAUGACAUUUUCCAUCGAAUGAGUGAUAUAAAUUGUGAUAAAAAUGAUACAAGUAUAAAAAAUGUUAAUAGUUUUAGUAUGAUCACACCUAUUCAAACACCUAUUGAAUACACUUUAAUGGAAAUGACUAAAUUCAACCAGCAACGACAAGCACAAUUUUCCUCGAAUAAUUGUAUAGACAUUCCUAAUGAAAAGCAACUUGGGAUGUUUUAUUCAGAAGCAGAAGAUUACAUGUUAGAAGGGUAUUACAACCAGGUGAUGCUGGAAAAGAAACCCACGCUUCAAAAUAAUUACUCUGAAGGGAUAGAUAUUGAAAUGUAA